AGCAGCAGAACUCCGGUUGGCUUCCGCGAGAUCCCGCGGCAAGAAUCUUCAUCUACAUCAGCAUAGGAGGUGUACUUUACUAUGUUGCGCACCUAGAACAAGUACCAGAGACUGGUCGAUGGCGGUUCAUGGACAUCAGUCCCAGGUUGGACAGCAAGCUUGCCCAAGCCUCCUAUGCAGAACUACUCAAUCCAGUUCCGCGGGAAGAUCCUCCCCGCCGACCACCCUAUUACACGUCAUGUGCGCCGAGUCGUUACUGAUAUCCUCGAAACCAACAAUCUCGGGAGCCUGUACUCGAGCGAACCUCGUCGGCGGUCGUUCUUUGGGGAUGAUAUUUGGGAAGAAGACGCUUUUGCAGCUGCAAGAUCGAGGACAACGAACUCCGUCCCCGAGAGCGGUGGAAAGGAAUGGCAUCUGUUGGUAGUAAACGAUCCCAAAGUUGUCAAUGCAAUGGCAACGUUUGGUAAUAUCGUGGUAUUCACCGGUAUAUUGCCUAUAUGCAAGGAUGAGCAAGGUCUUGCCGCCGUCUUAGGCCACGAAAUUGGGCACGUGGUUGCCAGGCACCCUCAAGAACGUUAUUCCUCAACCAAAAUCCUCAUCUUCGCCGCAUUUAUUCUUCAAUCUGUUGGUCUGGACUGGGGUUUCAGCAGUCUCCUCAGCAAACUGUUACUAGAACUACCGAAUUCGCGUAAGCAGGAGCUAGAAGCGGACACGGUCGGCCUGCGUCUGGUCGCGCGAGCAUGCUAUGAUCCUCGAUCUGCAGUGGAGAUGCACCUCCGGCUCGCUAACCACGAACGCACCCACGGUGGUUCGAGCUUAGAAUUCCUACGAACACAUCCUGGAGCAACGCGGCGUAUCCAACACCUUGAGGAACAAAUACCGGAGGCAGACGCUAUUCGUGCCAGCAAUCCCCGGUGUACCACCGAUCAGGAUUCAUUAAGUCAAUUUAAUAGAAUGUCGCGCUGGGCUGAUAAAACAGUCCAGGAAGUGCCGUUCCAGUCGUGAGGGAGGGGUAUGGUAUCACUAACAUUAUUGCGGUUGCAAGGAUAUUGAGAUAGAUGCCAAGCAUC
Messenger RNA from Pisolithus orientalis, 1070 nucleotides. RefSeq names its product peptidase family M48-domain-containing protein. The record is from RefSeq and is a predicted model, not a curated record. NCBI's taxonomy places the organism in Eukaryota, Fungi, Basidiomycota, Agaricomycetes, Boletales, Pisolithaceae. Gene Ontology annotation, biological process: mitochondrial protein processing; protein quality control for misfolded or incompletely synthesized proteins. Gene Ontology annotation, molecular function: metalloendopeptidase activity. The transcript has 8 exons. Bases 175 to 1005 code for a protein of 276 amino acids. Gene Ontology annotation, cellular component: mitochondrial inner membrane.